AUGGGUAACCAAUUGUCUUUGCUUCUGCAUCAAUCAUCUGCUUCAAUUGCAGUAUCUUCAUAUAUCGAUAUUUUAGAUGAGGUACAUUAUUUAUCGCAAUUGAAUUCUUCAAGUUUUUUAAGAACUUGUAAAGCUUUGGAUCCAAAUGGUAAAAUUAUCAUCAAAAUAUUUAUAAAAUCAAAUGAAAAUGAAAAUUUAAAUAAUUAUCAAAAGUUAAUCAAUUUACAAUCAAACAGUUUAAAGAAUUUACCAAAUGUAUUAAAUUACUCAAAAAUAAUCGAAUCAAAUAGAUGUGGUUAUUUAAUCAGACAAUUUGUACACUUCAACCUUUAUGAUAGAUUAAUUACAAGACCCUAUUUAUCAAAAAUUGAAUUGACUUUCAUUACUUUUCAGAUUCUAAUCGUUUUAAAAAAUAUUCAUGAUUUAAAUAUUACUCAUGGUGAUAUCAAGACAGAAAAUUUAUUGGUAUCAAGUUGGAAUUGGAUUACACUCACAGACUUCACCUCUUUGAUCAAACCUGUCUAUCUACCCGAGGAUAACCCCGGUGAAUUCUUAUUCUAUUUUGACACUUCAAAGAGAAGGUCUUGUUAUCUAGCUCCAGAAAGAUUCAAUACCACCUUGGCAAAUGAAAAUUACAAUACCAAUGCCAACAUCAAUUCUCAACAACAACAACAGCAACAACAAGAGCAGCAACAGCAACAGCAAGAGCAGCAGCCGCAGAAACCGCAACAACAGCAGCCACACCAGCAGCACCAACAGCAACAGCAGCAACAACAAAAACAAUUACCUACUCAGACAGCAAAAGUAACGAAAGAAAUGGAUAUCUUUAGCGCCGGUUGUUGCAUAGCAGAAUUAUUCUCAGAAGGGAAACCCUUAUUCAAUUUAUCCCAAUUAUUCAAAUAUAAAAACAGCAAUAAUAAUUACGAUAUAGAAAAAGUUUUAAAGGAAAAUUUGAGUUCAAAUUCAAUUGAAAUUUUACCCUUAAUUCUAGAUAUGAUAAAUUUAGAUCCAUCCAAGAGAUUAUCAAUAGAUGAGAUUUUAGCAAAAUACAGAGACAUCAUUUUCCCUGAUUAUUUUUAUAAUUUUACUUAUGAUUAUUUUAGAAACCUGGCAACUGCUGGUACGAGCGUACCAAUAGCUGAUAAAAUUUGUGUGCAUUCAACAUUAUCUGAUAAAAAAUAUAUUUUCGAUGAAUGUUGUGAAAAGAUUUAUAAUGAUUUUAAUAAGAUUUCUAAAUCAUUAGGUUAUGAUUAUAAUAUUAACAAACCUGAAAAUUCUAUAAAGUUAAAUUUAAAAAAUUCGAAAAUUAAUGAAUUUUUAAAAAGUUUAAAUUUAUCUUUAUUAAAUUUUCAUUCUCACGAUUCAAAUAUCAUUUCAAACCAGUUUAAUUCCAGAUAUUCCAAUGAUUCAAAAAAUAAUAUAAAUGACGAAGCCGCCAUAUUUUUCAUAUCAUUUUUAUCUCAUAGUUUAAGAAAUAUCAUAUCAAGGGAAACAAAAUUAAAAUGUAUUGAAUUAUUAACUGCAUUUUCACAAUUCAUCUCUGAUGAAAAUAAAAUUGACAGAAUAUUACCAUUCUUAGUUUCUUUGUUUGAUGAUAAUGAUAUAAUUGUUCAAUCUUUUGCAAUUCUAUCGGUGACACAAAUAUUAAACAUAAUAGAAAACUUAAAUCCAAUUAAUGAGAAUAUAUUUGUUGAUUAUUUACUACCGAAGAUGAAAAAACUUUUACAAUCACCAAAACCAAAUACCUAUUUAAGAAUCAUUUUUGCAUAUUGUUUCGGUGAUUUAACGAAUAAUGCAAAUAGAUUUCAAGAAUUAUCGUUUUAUUUGGAUUAUAAUGACGUACAUGAAUUAUUAUUAAAUGAUUUAGAAACUUUAGAUAUCAAAAAUAAGUACAUGAAGAAAUUGUCACAACAAAUUGAAGAAUUGUCCAUCUAUCUGUUAACAGAUAAUGAUUCCAGGGUUAAAAUAGCUUUAUUGGUUAACAUCCUCCCCUUAUGUAAAUAUUUUGGCAGGGAAAAAACAAAUGAUAUCAUUUUAAGUCAUCUAAUCACAUACUUGAAUGAUAAGGAUUCUUCUUUGAGAAUUCAAUUAAUUCAAUCAAUAUCCGGGAUAUCAAUUCUUUUGGGUCUUCUUACCGUUCAACAGUAUAUUUUGCCGCUACUAGUUCAAACAAUAACAGAUCCAGAGGAAUUGGUGGUAAUUACGGUAUUGAAGACUUUAAUUGAUAUUUGUAAAAUUGGAUUAAUGAAUAAGAAAUUUUAUUCAGAUAUAAUAGAAACUGUUGCUCCUCUUCUUCUACACCCAAAUACCUGGAUACGCCAGUUUUCUAUUAGAUUAAUUGUAGAAUUUUCAACAAAUUUAUCAAAUGCAGAGAAUUAUUGCAUUUUGUACCCAAUAGUGAGACCAUAUUUCGAAUUUGAUGUGGAAUUUAAUUUGGAAUCAAUGAUCACAAGUUGUAAACAACCAAUUUCAAGAACUGUUUAUGAUCUUUUGUGUAGUUGGUCGUUACGAAGCUCAAAAACAUUAUUUUGGAAACAGGUGCCAACAAAGGAUGUAGAUUCAUUCGGCAAUAAUAUAGUUAAUUUUGUCACAAAAGAUUAUUCAAUUAAAAAUUAUGGUUUUAACGCAAAUUCAUCAAUUAGAGCCUCGAAAUCUUCUUUGAAAAAUUAUGAUAACCAAGAGAUACCACUAACAGCAGAAGAUAAAAAUUGGAUAGAUAAAUUUAAAGCUUUAGGAUUGACUGAUGAUGAAUUGUGGAAAAUUGCAAUUUUGAGAGGUUAUGUAUUGAGAAUUUCAAAAAUGUUAAAUAGAAAAUCAAUAAUCAAGAAUAAUAAUGGUAAUAAAGACCUUGUGAGCACAAAGCUUUUAGAAUUUCCAAAUAUUUUACCAAAAAAUGUAUUCUUUGAUGUUACUUAUAAUGACACUAAAAAUGUCAUCCAUAAAAAUUUAACAAAAGUACAGGAAGCUGCUAAAGAUAACAAUAUCGAAAGUGUCGAUACCAAUCAUAUGAACGACAUAGGUCAUGUCUUCGAUUUAAAUGGCUCACUGAUUUUGAAAAAUAAAAGUAAUCCAAUUGUAAAUUCUAAUUUAGAGAAUAUUUAUGUGCAGGUUGAACCUUCAAAUCAGGAGGGCAUUUUUGACAAUGAUAAUUUAACAGAAGAUUAUAUUAACAAGGAGAACUUUAUCGUUACCAAUAGUUACGAAGGAAAUGAAAAAACAAUCAAAAGAUUCUUGGAUACUUUCGAUAUUGAAUGUGAGUUAAGCGAAUUAAAAGAAUUCGGUCCUAAGGUUUCAAACUCAUCAAACUCGUUUAAUCUCGUCAAUUUUAAACAAAAAAUGAUUGUGAAUCUAACAGAGGGAGAAUCAAACUCUUUUACUUCUAUAUCCUUAUCCAAUGGCCCAAUACCAUUUUUAGUUACCGGCACUGUUGAAGGUAUACUAAAACUAUGGGAUAUAGCAGAUAUUGCUACUGGCGAGGUAUAUUCUUGUUCAGUAUGCUUUGAUUGUUCUUCGACAAUUACUAGCAUUAUUAUGAUUCCUGGAUAUGAUUGUUUUGUUGUUAGCACAAAAGAUGGAAUUUUGUGGAUUUUCAGGGUAUUGUUCACUUCAUCAGAUAAAAAGAACCUAGUCAAUACUAUCAAGUGUAUUAGAAAAGAAAAUAUUAAUAAUAGCAGUAGCCCAAAUAAAAGUAUUAAUACUAGAUCACCUGGUAAAGACUUAUACGCUAUCAGAGUUAAAAUGUCAUUUAUCACUGGUUCUCCAUUAUUAUUUGUUUUGACAAAUAAGUCAACUGUUAUGGUUUACGAUAUUAGGGAUAUGAGAUUGAAACAUACCAUUAAGAAUCCUGUUGAAUUUGGUGCGGUCGUAUCAUUUACAAUAGACAACAGUUCUUCAACCUUAAUACUUGGUACGAUCAAGGGUGUUAUUUGCAUAUGGGAUCUAAGAUUUGAAGUAUUAAUCAGAAGUUGGACUUUCGGGGAUCAUACUUCGAUUACAAACAUAGAAUCUCUCGAUUCGUACGGAAAAUCGAGUAUUGUUGUAUCAGGAGGAUACACAGGAUCUCUUUUCACUAUUUGGGAUUAUUCAAGAAUUCAGUGUAAAUAUGCAUUUAUUAAUUCCGAGAACGAACCUCCUAUUGAGGUAUUUACCCCGAUAGAGAAGGAUAUCAAAUCCAUAGUUUCCAAAUUUAAGAUAGUUAAGGUAAUAUCCACAUACCUAUAUGUGAAAGACUUAACGAUUUUUACAUCGGAAAUUCUGGAAAAUAAUAUAAUUGCAUUUGAUUUAAAAAACUUAAAAUCAUCAAAAUGUAUCAUGAAAUUAUCAAGUGCUGUUGAAUUUUCAACUCGAAAAGUAACCCCUCAUCUAACAUACGUGUUAAGAAAAAGUACUGUGGAAAAAAUUGGUAUACCCAAUAACCCAUUCCACAAUGACAUUAUAAAUGCAAUUGAAGCGACACAAAUGAAUAAUUCAUGCAUUCUUAUAUCUGCAGAUAAUUCUGGAAUACUCAAUGUAUUUGGAUGA
Messenger RNA from Vanderwaltozyma polyspora DSM 70294, 4521 nucleotides. RefSeq names its product ubiquitin-binding serine/threonine protein kinase VPS15 (gene VPS15). The transcript has a single exon. The record is from RefSeq and is a predicted model, not a curated record. Gene Ontology annotation, cellular component: phosphatidylinositol 3-kinase complex, class III, type II; late endosome; phosphatidylinositol 3-kinase complex, class III, type I. NCBI's taxonomy places the organism in Eukaryota, Fungi, Ascomycota, Saccharomycetes, Saccharomycetales, Saccharomycetaceae. The coding region runs from base 1 to 4521 and encodes 1506 amino acids. Gene Ontology annotation, biological process: protein targeting to vacuole; protein phosphorylation; macroautophagy. Gene Ontology annotation, molecular function: protein binding; ATP binding; protein serine/threonine kinase activity.